GUUCCUCUCUUUCUCUUUCCGAUCCAUCUUUUCUUCAACUUCUUUCUCCCAAUCGAUGACUUCUCGCCUGACGACUCUGUAUUAGGGUUUUGAUUUCUCGAAGGAAGUACUAUCAUAAUAAUGAAGAGUGUGGUUUUAUUGACGGUUUGUAAUUAUUGUUGCUUUUGGAGAAUGUGUUCGGGUUUGAUUCUGAAGAAUUCUGAUUUUGUGGAUUUAGGGAAUGUUUUGAUUGUUAAACAGUCCGGAAAUAUUUGACUGGGUUUUUUCAGGAUGCUAGAUCGGAAUUGAGGAAGUUUUUAGGUAAUUUCUAUGAUACGAGUAGAACUUGGAAGUGAAUUGAAUCAGGGUCAUGGUUGUAUGGAUUUGGGCAAAAAAUUAUUUGAGGAAAGAGAUGGAAUAAUUGUUGUGGAAUCGGUUGGGUGUCUUCCGCUUCAUUGCUGAUUCUCGUUGGCAAAAUCUUUGUUGAUUAGAACAAGAAGUUGCAGCUGACAGGGUGCUCCAUUAAUAUAUAGAUGUGUUGUUUAUUUAUGAACAAGUUGUUUAUUCUGCUCUAUAUUCUUGGUCUCAUCUUCAGUGGCCUUCCUUCCAGUCAUGGAGACAUGAUUGAUAGCAAAGUUUUGAAUGUUGGCAAGGAGCUAUGGAAGGAAACUCUACAACUACAAAUGGGUUCUUGCCUUUAUCAAUUGCAAGGGCUCAAAUCAUAUACGUGGUAUGAAGUGAAGAUAUCAUGUCCAGCUUCUAUACCUGCCAGCUUUUCUAUACAACUGAAGAGAGGCAAUUCAGAUUUGGGGCUGAACCGGAAGAGGAGAUUACUUAAUACUGAAAAGUUAAUUUUCAAAACUGAUAAUCUUGACUUAUUUAGCAUUCAGGAUGGAAUGUAUGUUCUGGUCACUGUGGAGCCUGCUGGAGUUGUGGCAAUACCACACACAAGGGAGAGGGAACUGGUCAUUUUCAAUAUAGUUUGUGAUGAGUUACUGCUAGGCAUACCGCACAAAGCUUGGUGGGUUGGAUUCUUAAUAUUGCUUUGUUUGGGAUCGGCAUUAAUCAUUCCACACUUUCUUCCACCAUAUCUGCUUCAGAAGAAUCACGGUCCACAGUCGGCUAAUCAGGUGCUUUCGAAGGAUUCUUGAGCUUGAUCCUGAAUUACUGGUAAAGAUUGCCUCCUUUAUCCUAGCUGUGAUACCAAUACCGAAAUUGUUGCUAAUCACACAAUGCUGCAGCAGCUUACACCAAUCUCAUCAUCUUCUUGCUUCUGGCUGCUCUAAUUGGUCUCCUAACCUGAUCUUCACUUAGUCAAGUUUUACGGUCCAACCCCAUUGUUAGAUUAGGCAAUUUGAGGCAAAUUUUUUCGGAUUGCUCCGAUGGCUUCUGAAACUAGUUGAAUAGAUAAUUCCAUGUAAUUUUGUAGGAUUAUAGAGUGCAAUUUGAAGCACACUGUUUUGUGGUUUCUCAGAUUAAAAUCUGCUUGUUUUGUAAGAUAGUCUAAUAGUUAUAUAGCCCAUAACUAUUUCCUUGAGCCCAUU
Molecule: messenger RNA, 1523 nt
Organism: Vitis riparia (riverbank grape)
Lineage: Eukaryota; Viridiplantae; Streptophyta; Magnoliopsida; Vitales; Vitaceae
Exons: 6
Coding region: 513-1130 (205 amino acids)
Source: RefSeq, a predicted model, not a curated record